AUGUUUGAAGUCGCAGAAGAUGACAGCCACGCUCCGCAAAGCGAAGCGUGUGCGGCUGGCCCUCGGAAUGGCUAUGCUCUCUACGAAGUAGACCAAAAGGAUUGGACCUUGCCGAAUUUGGCGGCCUUUGGAGCUGCCAUCCACUUCUCCGUGGGAUCCGCGGGAGGCAGCGGCAGCUCCCUGCCAGCAGCCAACAGUGCAGCCGUGGCCGCUGCCAUCUCGGCGGCCGCCACGGCGGUGUGGCACGCGGCCGAGCAAGAGGCCGAGCAAAUCAAGCAGCACAAGGACGAGGACGAUGGCCCUGAAGAUGCCUUUCAGUCCAUCCGAAUUCCGCUGGGGCAUCCUCCAGUGCUCUUCGGAUUGCCGGGCAGUCAGGACUUGAUGAAGGAAAUUCUGAGGCACUUGAAAUGGCGCUUUGGAGAGUGCGCCUUUCACAUGUUCGACAAUGGUGAAAUUGGCGCCAAAGUCCUGCAAACUGUGGCGAACCACGAUGUCUUUGUGGUGAUUCUGAGAAACGACGCGAUCUCGGAGGUGAAUUUCUCCCUGAUGAGAUUACUGCUCACAGUGGAUGCGUUAAGAGGAGAAUCUCCACAUCGUCUCACAGUGGUCAUGCCAUGUUUGGAAUACGCCCGGCAGGACCGGAAGCUCGUGGCAGGGGAAGCCAUCGCGCCCAAGCUGCUGCUGCGCUGUAUCCGAACGGCCGGCGCCACGCGCUUCGUGACGCUGGACCUGCACAACCAGGCGGAGGCGGCCUUCAGUCCGCAGGGCAUGGUUUUGGACGAGUUGAGCUCAGAUGGCUAUUUGGCGGACUUCAUCAAGCGCAACGUCUUGGACUUCGACGAGGAUCACACCGUGGUCUGUGCCACCAACGGCGGCGGCAUGAAGUUCACACGACGAAUGGCUGAUAUCCUACGCGUUGGUUUCAUCAUGGCGGAUCGAUUUCGACAGAAGGGCGGUGGACGAGGUGAUGUGAAGAUCAUCUCAGACUCAGAGCUAAAAGCUGUCACAACCGUGAUCGUCAUUGACGACAUGUUCGACACCUGCGGAAAUUUGGUCGAGGUGUGCUCCGCAUUGCAUUUGCUUUUGCCAGAGGCUCGUUUGUAUGGAGUGGCUCCACACGGCUACUUCUCUGGAGAUGCUGGAGAGAAAAUCAAGUUACUCGUGGAGGACUGUAAGCUGCAGUGGCUGGCGGUGACCAACAGCGUGGACCAGACCGCUGCGCUGCGGCGUUUCUGCUCGCUGGAUCCGCAACUGGAGCGUCGGAUCAGAGUCAUUGAGAUCUCCAAGCUGCUGGCAGGUGCUAUCGCAAGACUUCAUUUGGGCGCUCCAGUGAAUGUCGCGAAGUUCAAAUCUCUUGGACCGAAUGAUCCAGAUCCUGUCCUUACGGACGCCUCGCAGCAGAACGCCGCGCCUUUGGAGGCCGCCUCGCCCCCCAACAAGCCCAGCCCGCCACCGCCGGGGCCAGGGCCGGGGCCCCUGCCCCUGGGGCCCUCGAAGCGCCGUGGCCCCGCGGCGGAGCUGAGGAAACGCGGUCAUGCAAGCCGUGGAAGUGGCUACGCCGAGCCCAGAGUCACUACAGUCACUGCAGAGCCCGAGCCCAGGCGGCCUGCAGAGAAGUCAAAGUGCCACGAGCCCUGCAUCUGCAAAGAUCGCGCCUGCGCAAGUUCGAAGCCCCUCAGCAUCCAGGCUGCUCGAAGUGCGGCCAGGGAGCAUCACGGUGCCAGUGGUGCCGGUGGUGCCAGCUGUGCCGCGAUCCUUUUACACAGGCCCGCUGGUGCCUGUGGCAUGUCCAGGAGCACAGAUCAGCCGGUCGCCGUCGCCAGGUGCAGUACCGGUUCCGCUGGCGAUGAUCGAGACUGCUACACCACGUGCAAGGUAUGUGAGUUCCCCAUCGGUCAUCGUGCGGAGAUCAACCUCACCCCUUUGCAGUCCAGCAGGGUCUAUGACACUAGGAGCCUCCCGGAGGAGACACCCUUUUUCCAAUCCUAUGCCAUGACACCUGUGAUCCGAAACGCGCUAGGCCCACCGGAGAAGAGCAUGGCCAGGGCGACCAAGGCGGCCUUAGCCUGGGCUGCUGCCGGGCGGCGGGUCCUGGGAGGUGUGCGCAGCGCUUCAGCAGUGCCUGCGCGUGGCUAUGGGAUUCCCAUGGCUCUUAGGCAACAGCGGUAUUCUCAGAGGGGCCUGGUGAUUCAGGCCGAUGGGGCCGCUGGAGCCGAUGAGGCCGAUGAGGCCGAUGAGGCCGAUGGAGCCGAUGAGGCCGAUGAGGCCGAUGAGGCCGAUGAGGCCGAUGGAGCCGAUGAGGCCGAUGAGGCCGAUGAGGCCGAUGAGGCCGAUGAGGCCGAUGGAGCCGCUGGAGCCGCUGGAGCCGAUGACACCGAUGAGGCCGAUGGAGCCGAUGAAGCCGAUGGAGCCGAUGAGGCCGAUGGAGCCGAUGAGGCCGAUGGAGCCGAUGAGGCCGAUGGAGCCGCUGGAGCCGAUGAGGCCGAUGGAGAGAUUGCGACAUGGCGAAGUCAAUGGCAGCUCUGGAGGAUUCCUCUCCAUGCGGUCUUUGGGCUGCGGUGCCCCUUGGCAGCAUACUAUGGAACGGCCCUGUGGGCUGGAAAAUGCAUGGUGCUUGUGCUGUUGUGCGAAGAAGUGCUGAUUUUGUUUGCAGUGACCAAAAAGCUGACAGAAAAACCCGCGGAGUUUGGGACGUUGCUGGACGUUGCUAGGAUACGUAGUCUUCAACUGAUACUUCUACUGAGUCAUACUGAUCCCAUGGGCGACGCUCUGUCGAUGCAGAAUCAGAACUCGCGGCUUUGGCACUACCUUCAGGUCCAUGAAGCCAACUUGACGGCACUGGCUCUACAGCAGCGGGAGCAGGGAGGCCCAGGAUGCCCACAGCUGGAUCAUGACCUGACCCCGGCGCCCGCUGUCGCGCCGCGACGUCGCCAACGCUGCGGCGGCUUUCCGGCGAUGCCAUGGAGAAAGGCGUGCCGCACGGCGACGCCAGCGGGUCCAAGAGACCCAACGAGCCUCAUACCUUCCAACAAACGGCCCCGCGGACCUAGCGGCUCCUUGAUGCUGGAGCGGCAGUGGCUGCCGGCAUUGGAAGAUGAGGUGGGAGAACAUGUGGAACAAGUCGCAGCCGCUGCACCCUCGACUUCAGACUGGCGGAUGGUGCUUUAUCAUGAUCGAAAUGUGGUCUUGUACAAUCCUGAUGAGAAGCCGUCCUUUCGAUCGCGGAGGCUUUCAGUGGAUGAGGCAGCGCCCGGAACGGAGCUCGCGAACCCUUCUGGGCGCUGCCCCCUCUGUCGACAGACCGUGGAUGCACGGUUCGCCUUUGCGGCACAGGCCCUGUCAAGUGCGGCUAAGAUGGCUCGCAAGGCGCACAAAGACCUCCAGUUGUUUGCAGUUCCCCUUGUCCGUGUGAUGCAGUCCUUGGGUGAACUGGCCGACGAUGAGUCAUACGUUGCCUACUUCGACCUGCUGCAGGGCCUCUUUCGCAGCGGCGGCCGCGACGGCGCCGAGGGCGAAGAUAUCGAUCUGCUGGCGGAGACAGAUCUGUACAGGCCAUACGGGACGGAAGAUGUUGUCCCAUCCCAGAUACUUGGCGUCUCCCGCAGUGCCAAAGCGGACGACAUCAAGCGCGCAUACCGGAAGCGAUCCUUGCGGUUUCACCCGGAUAAAAAUCCUGAUGAUAAAGAUGCGAAAUUGAAGUUUCAGAAAGUGGCCGAAGCGUUUAGCGUCCUGUCGGAUGAGACGAAGCGAGCCAAGUACGACAACUCUGGAGACAUGGACCUGGAAGGCUUCGAUGUGGAGACCUUUAUGGAGAUGGUGAAUGCUGCAGGCCUCAGAUUUCACAAGACCUGCGAUGAACGUGAGGAGCUGGGCAACACGAAACACGGCGACUUCCAAGAGGAUAGCCGCCUCGAUCGGCUGGGAGCCUCUGACGGCGAAGAGCAGGGCGAUGCUAUCGAAGCCAUUGGAGACUAUGACAGCAAUCCGUUCUUGCUCAACGCCAAGGGCGUGGACCCCACAGAGGUCCCCAUCUUCGCCUCCGAGGGCGGCGCUAAGGCGGAACAGGCCGCGGCCGCGGCGCUGAGGCUAGAUUUCAGCAACCGAAGGGACUUCACCGACAACGGUGACCAACGUUACUACGCGCGCUUUUUUCAAGAGACUCGGCUUCUGGGGUCCGGAAGCUUUGGAGCUGUCUUCCUUUGUCGACAUGUCUUGGAUGACAUGAUGCUGGGGGACUAUGCAGUGAAAAAAGUGCCAGUGGGUGACAACAAAGUUUGGCUCCGCGACAUGGUUAGAGAGGUGAAGACCUUUGAACGUCUACACCAUCCCAACAUCGUGGAGUACAAACACAGCUGGUUGGAGCUCUCCCGAAGGUCGGAAUUCUGUCCCUUUGUGCCGUUCCUCUUCAUCCUGAUGCAGUACUGCAAUGGGGGAUCGUUGGCGGAGAUGAUUUGGCACGACGGCAACCUGAUGACGCCCAAGGAGCCGCUAUCGACAGAACAGACGUGGCACUUCCUGAUUGAUAUUUUGCUGGGCUUGCAGCAUUUACACCGUCAGGGCAUCCUCCAUCGGGACUUGAAGCCCACCAACAUCCUCCUGUCUUUCCCGGAGGAAGUUGGAGGUAGACGUACAGAUUUCCCCCGGGCGCUGCUGAGCGACUUCGGCACGGCGCAAGCCUUUGGCGAGCCGCCCGCGAGCGCCACCGCGGCGCAGAGUAGGGGCUACACGGGCACCGUGGAGUACACCGCACCCGAACUGCUGUUCACGGAGGAUUUCAAGAGGGAGUACUCUGAGAAGAGCGACAUGUGGUCACUGGGCAUGGUGCUCUAUGCCAUGUGUUUCACAUCCCUCCCCUUUUCGCAUGAUGAUCCGCACGUGCUCAAGGGCCUCAUCCGGUCCUUCGUGGAGGAGAAGCGUUCGGCCCGAUGCCCCGAGACCGCCACACCGGCGGAGGAGGACGCUUCCAGCUGGUUGCCCUUCGAUGAGGGCGGCCGCAUCGGCCCGUUGCGCUUAGUCCUGGCAGCCUUGCUGGCUUUGAAUGCGCAUCGGCGGCCAGCGGCCAGCGACCUGCUGGAGAAUCCCGUCUUCCGGCGACAGGAUACCUCCGGAAGCAAGAAGACAAGACAACAGCUUUGCCAAUUGACUCGUCAUGGAACUGCUUUGACUAAGCACAUCAUAGCAGAACCCAACCAGCCAGGUUGGGCCAGGUUAACCAGACUCCUGGGCCAAUUGAACAAUUUGAUCGUGGCCCAGCAGCGCGAGCUGCGGCAAGUUGAAGAUCAAAUGGCCACCCCAGCGCCGGCGCCGAUGGCAACACCCUUGGUGGUGGGCGCGGCAGAUACCGCGCCUGGGCAAAUCUGGGCAGCGGUGGCGAGGAAGAUGAAAGAAAUGAGCAGAGAACACCAAGAAGAGAUAGAGAGGCAACAGCAGCAGAUCCAGUCCCUGCAGCAGGCGCUGCAGCGACUCUCGGAGCAACAGCAGCAGCACCCCGUUCCCCUGGUGCCUUCCGCGGUGGCUGCGGCACCAGAGGAUGGGCAACCAGGUGCUGGCCAUGGGGUGGGGGGUAGGGUGGGUGCCACCUUGAAUUCGACCAGUCAGGACUUCCCGGCAGAGUGGCUGGCCCAUUUCUCCCGAGCUGAUUUAGAACAUUCAGCCAAAGAAGCGGAGAAAUGGCGGCAGAUGGCCAGGAAUGCGGCGAUUCAUAGCUGGAAGGGCUACAGGGAACGCGCCUGGGGCAAGGACGAGAUGCGCCCUGUGUCAGGCUCUGCAGGCCGCGUUUGGGGCAACUUGGGGCUACAGAUCUUGGACGGCCUCUCUACUCUGUGGAUCAUGGAUCUAAAGGAUCAAUUCAACGAGGGCGCCGAAUGGGUGGAGCAGAGCUUGCAGUUUGACCAUUCUGGCUUCGUGUCUUUUUUCGAAAUCACCAUCCGGGGCCUAGGCGGCCUUCUCUCGGCCCACGCCUUGUCCGGCAGAAAGAUCUUCCUCCAGAAAGCCCAGGAGCUGGGAGAGAAGCUUGUGAGAGCUAUCAAUCCGCAGACUGGUUUUCCCAUGACCCAGUUCAACGUGAGGACGGGUGAGGGAAAGAAGGGCUGGUUCUCGGGCACCCUCCUGGCGGAGGCGCGGCGCGGCAAGCAUGGGAUGGCGGCUGGCACGGUGCAGUUGGAGUUUCGCUAUCUCUCGCAGCAGUCUGGGGAUCGAAAGUUCGCGGAUGUCGGGGACCGGGCGAUGCGGCAAAUCUUGCAGGCAGAGAACGGGCAAGGCCUAGUGCCCUGGGGUUUGUCCAAUGCUGGCACACCGAGAUUCACCAAUAGUCAUAUCACCUUUGGCGCUAUGGGCGAUUCCUACUACGAAUAUUUGCUGAAGCUGUACGUCCAGUCGGAUAAGACGGAGCCUGAGUGGAAGGAUGCCUGGAAACGAGCCAUGAACAAAGCCUUUCAACGCUUGAUUUUCACCACGAAAGGCGGCUUGACGUACAUCGCGGAAGAGAAGAAUGGCCGAGUGGAUCAUAAAAUGGAUCAUUUAGCCUGCUUCGUAGGAGGGAUGCUCAUUUACGGUGCCAGAGAGUUGAAGCCUGAGGAGGUGGACGUGCGCUGGGAGCAGACGGGUCGCCAGAUCACGGAGACCUGCUACGAGAUGUACAAACGGCAGCCAACCCAUUUGGCACCCGAAGCAACGAGAUUCAAUCCUCAAGGCGCCCAAGGUCAAGAUAUGGGCGCCUGGAACAAUGCUGGCCAAUAUUUGCUGCGUCCAGAGGCAGCCGAGGCCAUCUUCUACAUGUUCUACUACACCGGCGAUCCCAAAUACCGACGUUGGGCAGGAGCUGCUUGA
Cladocopium goreaui is the source of this 6828-nucleotide messenger RNA. The record is from the annotation of a GenBank genome assembly. NCBI's taxonomy places the organism in Eukaryota, Dinophyceae, Suessiales, Symbiodiniaceae.